Messenger RNA from Oncorhynchus mykiss (rainbow trout), 4725 nucleotides. Its product is annotated as large neutral amino acids transporter small subunit 1. NCBI's taxonomy places the organism in Eukaryota, Metazoa, Chordata, Actinopteri, Salmoniformes, Salmonidae. Gene Ontology annotation, biological process: amino acid transmembrane transport; neutral amino acid transport. The record is from RefSeq and is a predicted model, not a curated record. Gene Ontology annotation, cellular component: membrane. Gene Ontology annotation, molecular function: L-amino acid transmembrane transporter activity; neutral L-amino acid transmembrane transporter activity.
UAGCAGCAUCACUAUCACCACAUCAAGCACCACACUAGGUCUGCUGCCUCCUCUCCUGCACUACAGUAUCACACUGGCGAGAGGGAGAGAAAGGGGAUGAGAGAUAGAGAUAGAGGGAGAGAGCGAGAGCGAGAGAGAGACAGAGUGUAUGAGAGAGAGAGCGUGUGAGGGUAAAAGAAGGAGGUAGACAUCGGAGGAGAGAAAGAGAGAGGUGUGAGGAAGACAGAGAGAGAGAGAGACAGUCGAGGGGAAGCGUAGGGAGGACGAAGAGAGCAAAAAUAAAGGAAGGAAAAGGAGAGAAGGGGGCUAAAGGAAGACAGGAUGGCAGAGCCAGAGCUGAAAUCACAGAGCAGCCUGGAGAGCUUGAAGAAGGCAGCCGAGGGCCAGGAGAAGAUGGAGGCUGAGGCGGUUCCCGACAACCCAGACAAGCCUCCUUCACCGGCCAAGCAUCCAUCCAAGCCUCCGUCCCAAUCCACCAUUACCGACACCGUGGCAGCCACCACCCCUACUGCAGAUGCCUCCUCCCCAGCCAAGGCAGCAGGCGGCAAGAUCGAGCUGAAGCGCAGCAUCACGCUCUUCAAUGGCGUGGGCAUGAUCAUCGGCACCAUCAUCGGCUCGGGCAUCUUCAUCACGCCCACAGGGGUGGUAAAGGAGGCUGGCUCGGCCGGUCUGUCGCUGGUGGUGUGGGCCGUGUGCGGUGUGGUGUCCACCAUGGGCGCCCUGUGCUACGCCGAGCUGGGCACCACCAUCACCAAGUCGGGUGGAGACUACACCUACAUCCUGGAGGUGUACGGCGAGCUGGCCGCCUUCCUCAAGCUGUGGGUGGAGAUGCUGAUCAUCAGGCCGUCCUCCCAGUACGUGGUGUCACUGGUGUUUGCCACCUACCUGCUCAAGCCCCUCUACCCAAACUGCAGUGUGCCCGACAGCGCCGCCAAGCUCAUCGCUUGCCUCUGCCUCACAUCAUUGACCUUUGUGAACUGCAUCAGCGUGCGGGCUGCCACCAAGGUCCAGGACUUGUUCACUGCGUCAAAGCUCCUGGCCCUGAUCAUAAUCAUCGUUUUCGGUUUCAUUCAGAUCGGUACAGGUGAUGUGCCAUACCUGACACCAGAACUGGCGUUUGAAGGCAGCAAAUGGGGAGUCGACAACAUUGUGUUGGCUCUAUACAGUGGACUCUUUGCUUUUGGUGGCUGGAAUUACCUGAAUUACGUGACAGAGGAAAUGAUCAAUCCAGAGAGAAACCUGCCACUGUCCAUCAUUAUCUCCAUGCCCAUUGUGACUGUGGUGUACGUACUGACCAAUCUGGCCUACUUCACCACUAUCCCCCCGAGUGUGAUGGUCGAGUCCGAGGCAGUAGCUGUGAUCUUUGGGGAGUACCAUCUUGGUGUGAUGUCCUGGCUCAUCCCUGUCUUUGUGGGGCUGUCCUGCUUCGGAGCGGUCAACGGAAGCCUGUUCACCUCGGCACGGCUGUUUUAUGCUGGCGCUCGAGAGGGUCAGCUCCCUGCUGCACUGGGAUUGGUCCACACUGACCUCUUCACUCCAGUGCCCUCCCUCAUUUUCACGUGUUUCCUGUCCAUGCUGUAUGCCUUGUCCAAGGACAUCUUCUCGGUCAUCAACCUGUUCAGCUUCUUCACCUGGCUGUGUGUGGGCAUGGCCAUUGCCGGCUUGCUGUGGCUCCGCUGGACCAAGCCAGAGCUCAGGAGACCCAUCAAGAUUUGGUUGGUGGUCCCUGUGGUGUUUGUGCUGGGCUGUGUCUUUAUGAUCGUGGUGUCCUUCUGGGCAGCUCCCUUUGAGUGCCUGAUAGGCAGUGGGAUCAUCCUCACUGGUAUCCCCGCCUAUCUCCUGGGGUACAAGUGGAAGAAGCCCCACGUUGUAAAGAAAAUCCUAGAGAUCUUUACUCUGUUCUGCCAGAAGAUUUUUAUGUCUGUUCCAGAAGAGCGGGAAGAGAAGGAAUCCGUCAAAGUAGCUGAAGAAGUCGAAACAACAAAGGACGACUGAGUCAAUCUAUUAGUUGGAACAUUACAUGUUUACACUCAUUAUUGCUUUUGUGACAGAGUUCCAUGACUCUUGAUAAAGUAGGGUUUAUACAUAUAGGGUUGAUAUGUAUGCUUCAGUGUACAUAUUUUGUAUUUGACAUGCAUUUUCAUACUGUAUCAUCCCUUUGUACUCUCUCCAGUAAUUCAAUUCCAGUUAUUCUACUUUCCAGUCGUAUAGAGUACUUCAAACAUCCUCAAAUUUUAUCUUACCUAACCUAACCUUACCUUUUAUUUUUUUACCUAUUUUGUUCUUCAGUAUUCAAUAGACCUGAAUUAAGCUAACAAAAAGAGGAGUCAGGAAACAGACAAAAUAGUCAUAUUUUCAUCAAGUUUGGUAUGCUCCUCAGACAAUCAUCCAAAUCUAGAUAACUACACUACCGGUCAAAAGUUUUACAACACCUACUCAUUCAAGGGAUUUUCUUUGUUUUGACUAUUUUCUACAUUGUAGAAUAAGAGUGAAGACAUCAAAACUAUGAAAUAACAUGGAAUCCCAUAGUAACCAAAAAAGUGUUAAACAAAUCAAAAUAUAUUUUAUAUUUGAGAUUCUUCAAAUAGCCACCCUUUGCAAUGAUAAAAGCUUUGCAAAACACUUGGCAUUCUCUCAACUAGCUUUCCCAACAGUCUUGAAGGAGUUCCCACAUAUGCUGAGCACUUGUUGGCUUCUUUUCCUUCACUCUGCGGUCCAACUCAUCCCAAACCAUCUCAAUUUGGUUGAAGUCGGGGGAUUGUGAAGUUCAGGUCAUCUGAUGCAGCACUCCAUCACUCUCCUUCUUGGUAAAAUAGCCAUUAAACAACCUGGAGGUGUGUUGGGUAAUUGUCCUGUUGAAAAACAAAUGAUAGUCCCACUAAGCCCAAACCAGAUGGGAUGGCGUAUCGUUGCAGAAUGCUGUGGCAGCCAUGCUGGUUUAGUGUGAAUUCUAAAUAAAUCACAGACAGUGUCACGAGCAAAGCACCCCCACACCAUAACACCUCCUCCUCCAUGCUUUAUGGUGGGAAAUACACAUGCAGGGAUCAUCUCAAAAAUCAUCUCAAUCUCAAAAAUAACAAAACUAUUUCAUAGUUUUGAUGUCUUCAGUAUUAAAAUACAAUGUAGAAAAUAGUAAAAAAAAAUAAGAAUAACCCUUGAAUGAGUAUGUGUUCUAAAACUUUUGUAGUAGUGUAUGUAUUUAACUGUUGAUUUAUAUUAUUUAUUAACCCCACUUUAACUGAAGGUAUGUAUUUAACUCAGUGUAUUUGAAUGAACUAUCUAGUGCUCACUUAAUGUGAUUGAACAAUGGCCAUCCAUCUAUGAGAAACACAUCAAUUGAUUCAGGUAACUCAUACAGCACAUUCUGUCCCUUGAUUUUGUUGGAGUGUAAUGUCCUUUAUGUAAUGUUAACAUGAUUUAUUUGUGCACUGUAUUGCUACAACCAGUUUAAAAUUCGAUGUUUGGAACACAUAGUAAUUUCCCAUACUCAAAUUCACUUUGAAACAUUUUCAAGUUGAAUCGACAGAGCACUAUUUGAAGCACAUUAGUGGAUUUCUUCCGUGUUGUAUUCUGAUGUGUUGCCUUAAGGUUAUUGUUACACAGGUCAGUUGCUUGUAUUGAUACUCAAUGCCCUGUUACUUCUCAGUUCCUACGUCAAACCAUGCCUUCGUGAUAUUGUUGUAAGCAUUGUUUUAUGUUAUUCGAUACAAGCAGUUGUGAAUAUGGCAUCAAGCCAGUCAACCAACUUCUUGUGUCUCAACUUUCUACCAUACAUUUUUAACCAUUGUAUUCGGUGGAGACAUUUGUAUCAAUGUUUUGUAUUGUUUGUACUCAUCAGAUACCAUGCCAGAUGUCUGAUGUCCACAUUGAGCUAGCAUGACUAUUUCGCUACUGAUGUAUAUCUUUGUCAUGUCAGUCCAGAAUUAAUGUUGUGAGCAUCGUAAGUGGAUAUUGGAGGGUCUUUUCUCUUUUGAAGGAGCGAUUGCUGUAAGCGCAGAUCUAAGACCAGCUGUCCCUACCACAGUCCAAACCUUGUCUCACCCCAAGCCAGACCAGUUCAAGCCAAAAGACAAAAAAAAGAAAGAAAAAUACCUAAAUGAAAUUCUGGAGGGCCUUCAGUACAAAAUAUUAGCACAAACAUGUACAUGUUACUGAAUUGUGGACACGGUGAAGUAUAGAAUGUUAACUGCUCCUAUUAUUAUAAAAUAUCAUUUCCCCCCAUUUGAUUAUUGAGUGGCUUGGAAAGUAGGCGCAAUAGGUCAAGAGCACAGUAAGUCACUGGAGUUACAGAAAGUACAAACUGUGAAGAAGCUCGACAGGCACAGAGGGAAAUAGAGUUGACAGGAAAAUAAUUAACGAAUCGGACCAGGAAGAGUUUACAGAAAGAGUAAAUAAUGAAGUAUAAGGAAUAGGGAAGUUUAAAUAGAUUACUAAUAUAUCUGUGUCUUGUCAGAGUAUAUUCAUGAUUGGCGGCAUGAGGGAGAAACUCUUGGGGCACCUUCCAAAAUUUUGUGGCCUAAAAUGUAUCGCACAACACAGUUCAGGUGUGUACAAAGUCUUGCGUAUUAUGUACUAUAAAGUCUUUAAUUGUAUUUAAUGUUAUGGUAAAAUACUUAUUUGUUAUUUGAAUUGGAAGAAACAAUUGUAUCGCUGUCAGCUAUUGUAACUUAUAUGUCAGUGACCAUAGCGGGUACAUCUACCAUUAAACUAUUUUUGUUCAAAUGG